AUGUCUGACAAGGCCCUCAAACCCCUAGUUGCUCAGAUAAUACACCGGUCCCAUGAAGCAGGCAUGAGCGUUGAGCCAUUUCUUGCAGAUUUUGUUGCGCGCUACAUGUUACUUGCAUAUGCAAGCUUUCCACCCGGUACCUCUGACUUGUCUGGGGGAGAAUUUGAUAGGAUGCUUAAUUUAUCUGUGUCCCUCAUUACGGGGUCGAAUGGCCCGCAUACAACCCCAGCGGAUACCACGUCGCAUACUCUUCGGAUACUGGCCACACAUAUUAGCGAAUUUACGUCCUAUCAUGCUCAGCUGGAAGAGAGCCGCUCAAAUGUCGUCAAGCAAUGUAGAGACACCUUUGAGUUACUUUCUCGUGCAGACCAGGUCGAUUCCAUCUAUGCCCACCUGGAAGCCCUAGUCACCGCUAUUCAUCAGCCUCUAAAUGUUUUCGGCGCAACGUCUGAUAGCAAGCUCCUGUCAAAUGCCCUCAAGGUUUCCCUCAACUCUGUGCUGCCACACUCAGACGUUCUGGUCUUCAGGGACAUGCUACUAAAAGAGAACAGCUUGGACACUAAUGGACAACAGAACCACGUGGGAAUAAAGCAGCUUGGAGAGCUCGUAGAUGUUGUUUCUGGAGUUACAGUAGUCGGAGACCCUCCCCUAUCUCAACUACAGGCUUUAGAACACUCCAUCUCUACUCUUGUUCGAGCCGUGGAUGUACAGUAUGCACAAAUAUGUGGGAUUUAUACUGGUUCUGUCAUACCACUGAUGUUAUUUGCUAUCGACCUAGGCUCAUGCGGAGAUCCCUCUCUCCAGGCCAAGUGUCGCGAAACGAUAAUUUACAGUAUUAACAGGGUUAGCAUUGUAAAAGCCUUUGCUUACUUUGUCAGAGAAGUCCGCGUGCUCUCUCUCAUUAUUUCGAAGACAUCUGAGGAUAUUCGGCAUGGAAUAACCGCGUUGCAGAAGUUGCUGAACGAACGCGAGUCGGUGCCGAAGUCACACGUAUACCCAAAGUUUUCCCUGAUUGCACGCCAGCACAGAGAGAUAUACUUUGCAUGUAACUCUCUGAACCAACUAAAGCACUGGCAUACCAAGCUUAUGGCAUUCAUUGACGAUUAUGGGUUUACAAUCUUACCAGAGGUGAGCGCAAAGUACCCGCUUUAUACAAUGGAUGAACUCAAUGUCGCCAGGACAUGGUAUCAAAAGACGUACAGUGUCCUCAGCACAUCCACACCCAUCUUUCCGGUACUUGAAAAGCUCGAUGAGACUACGGUUAAUUCCCGUAUUCUUCGGUUUAGUAUAAACAUGUCGUCCAAGAUAGGAACUACAGCAAACCCCCUUCCAUACAUCAAGACCCUUACCAACUUUGGCCCGCUAGAUGGUGAAGAUCUGUUUGGAAUUAAUUACCUGUUUGGCGGCAUGGACCCUGUUCUUUGUUUUAGUCCCGCAGUUAGUAGGCCAGGUGCACCCUUCCCCGUGGCCCUUCCAGGAUAUUCUACGUCUCUGAAGAAGGGCAGUGAGGUGCAAACAAUGAAUACUACAAACCUCAGUCUAGGGAAUGACCAAGCGGAGCUGAGUCAGGCGCUGAAAAUGACGCCUUCAGAUCUCGCCUCACAGAUCCUUUCUCUUCCAGAGGGAGACGGCCACGCCUUUGUGGCGUUCUCCUCUGUUCUGACUAGGAGUAUUUUCCUGGCGAACCCUAUAUUGUUCAUGGCGUCACUUCUGUCCCUGUCCUUGUCAUCUCCAGAGUUUCUACCGCUUAUCUUGCUCAUGGACUUGUCCCGUGUCUGCACCAUUCUCCAGAACGAUCUCCUCAAUAAAGAUAAAGAUGCGAUCGUGCAGGAGCAGGGCGAUUAUCAAAUCGAUCUCCACCCCUGUUUUCACAACGGUGUUACGGACGUCAGUCCACCUGUUAACAAUAUGGCAAGCAUGGUAUUGACAGAGAGCAGCGACAAAAAGAUGCAGUCAGACUCAUGUACAUUUCUUCGUGGUGUUCCUGGCUUCGUCCCUUUGGUUAAUAAGACAAUCAUGGUCAAGUACUUGUCUCUUACAGAAGCCCUCACCGCAAAUGAGACAACCCACUACGUGCUCAAUUCGCCAUUCACCAUUAAAGAUGUCUUGGGUGAUACAUUUCUAACUGCGUACUCUAGUAUGUGUUCUGAGGACGUGUUUGUUCAGUAUCGACGGCUGGACUCCAUGCUUUCAACCAUAUCAUCAGAUGACCUCGUCAUAGUUGGAGCUGAUGGGACAUCCAGGCGUCCGCGGCCAAGUGACGAUGCCAAAGGUACCAGGCCUUCUGCUACCAAGUACUCAUCAGCGCUACCACAGGAGGCUGCUAUACAGACCCCCCUGCACUUCUAUGAGCGAAACAUUGUCCCGGGGUAUACUUCGUCCGAAUGGGAAUUGCGGGCAAGGGCGUUGAGGCUCUAUCAGAUCAAGCAGAAGGCAACCCAUACUACGCAGACUGCAAAGAGCACCUUUAAGGCUGUAGUUGGAACGGAAACCGUGGAGCACACAGACAAGUCUGCCCAAAGCUCUGUUGACGCGUCGACACACGCCACGACACACUUCAGGUAUAUAACCAGGCCCGUUUCUAGUGCAUUUUGUGAUAGCAUUGCAGAAAAAGCAUCUCUGGCUGCAUCAGAAGUCAAGCGGAGUGCCCAAGUUGUGAUGGAGCUGAAUUUUGACGAUAUAACUGCCCAGGCGAACAAAUACAAGGCGAUUCGAAGUGCUUAUAAAAGCUAG
Giardia duodenalis is the source of this 2733-nucleotide messenger RNA. RefSeq lists its product as uncharacterized. The transcript has a single exon. The record is from RefSeq and is a predicted model, not a curated record. Bases 1 to 2733 code for a protein of 910 amino acids. NCBI's taxonomy places the organism in Eukaryota, Fornicata, Diplomonadida, Hexamitidae. Gene Ontology annotation, biological process: regulation of cilium beat frequency. Gene Ontology annotation, cellular component: axoneme; ciliary basal body.